AUGUCAAACAACACUUCGGUCUCCCACGACAGCAGUUACGUGAUCCACUGUCCAGGCAUUUUCUAUGACAUUUACAUGUCCACUGCAAUCUUCAUCACUCGGGCCCUCCUCCUCUAUCCUCUCUGCAUCUUCGUCCUCCACCUGGGUUAUCGACAAUGGCGGCAGCAGCGCUCCUUUGCAACAACCAGCCACUCGGAUAUCUUCACCUACCACAUGGUCGGUCUAGAGAUGAUCUUUGCACUGGGGUGGAUAAUUUACCUCUCUGGUGAAUUCAACUCCUACUGGAAUUUGACAGUAGCAGGGUUUCAUCUGACCUCCAUUGUCAUACCUGGACAGAUCGGCUUUCACGUGCUGACCUGUGUGGAGAGAUACCUAGCUGUUGUCCACCCGGUCUUGUACCUGAAGCUAAAACAGCCCAGUGCGAUCAGAAUCAGGAACAUCAUCUCUCUGUGGGUUUGGUUCUUCUCAAGCCUCUGGAGUGGACUGAUGGUUUUGUGGAGUGGGACCAUAUUACAAGAGUUGUAUUUAUUUUUUACGGCCUGUGCUUUAGUUAUUGUCUCCUUUUGCAGCGUUAGUGUUCUCUGUGUUCUGAUUCGUCCAGGGCCUGGAAAAGUGGGCAGGAACAUAG
Xyrichtys novacula (pearly razorfish) is the source of this 628-nucleotide messenger RNA. The record is from the annotation of a GenBank genome assembly. NCBI's taxonomy places the organism in Eukaryota, Metazoa, Chordata, Actinopteri, Labriformes, Labridae.